AACCAGCUGUCAGCUGCGGAUUGACAGAGCCGAACGAAAACAUAAACACGGUGCAAAAUUAACACAGCCCAUACCGGCCGAAAAAGCGAUAACGUGCAACGUGCGCCUUCCCGUCGCGUCGGGAGGAACGGAACGGAGGAAGUGCAUACACAGCAGGGAAAGUAAAACUAUCGAUCCACUGUUUCCCGUGCGGUGCAGCUGCGCGACCUCAGUACACAAACCGUCACAGCUUCGAUAAGAUUGGCGGCGUGCGAAGAAGUUGUGUUCUCGUUUCGUGCUUACUUCGUCGGCAACUCGUCGGUUCGGUGAUCCGUUUCGUGGUUCCUUUUGAUUACACCCAGCAGCAGCAUGUCGCUUUCCACCCUGUACAAACGGGCCCUCGUGCGCUAUCCCGUGCUGGUGCAGUCCGUCCAAUCGGGGCUACUGAUGGGGGCGGGCGACGUGAUUGCGCAAGGAUUCAUCGAGCGAAAGGAUUGGCAGUCGUUCGACGGUAUGCGUGCCUUCAAGUUCUUCGGCAUCGGAUUUUGUGUCGGUGGUCCGGGACUGCGGAAAUGGUACGGCGUGCUGGACCGGCACAUUGGCACCAAGGGUGGCAGCAAGGCGGUCACGACACUGAAGAAGGUUGCCCUCGACCAGAUCGUCUUUGCGCCCAUCUUUCUCGGCACACUGAUCGGCACGAUCGGGCUGCUGCAGGGGCACAAUCUGGCCGAGAUCCGGCACAAGCUGCGCCACGAGUACGGCGACAUACUGCUGACGAACUACUACAUCUGGCCGUGGGUGCAGCUGGCCAACUUCUAUCUCGUCCCGCUCAACUACCAGGUGCUGCUGGUGCAGUCGGUCGCGGUGUUCUGGAACACGUACCUGUCCUGGAAGACGAACCUGGGCGAAGGCGGACCGGGUAAGCCCGGCACGGUGAAAUCGAUCGCCCACGAGCCACUGCCGGCCGCCGGGGAGGAAAGUGUGGUAUCGUAAGCACGUUGUCGUUGAGGGCGCGUGUGGCCGGAUUUGUGUGACAUCGGAGAACCGGCUCAAAAUUGUGAUAAUAAUAAUUUGGGUUUCUGCCCGAUUUAAUCAGAGUCAGCCGGUAGUUGCUGCAGUGCGGGAACCGUACCCAAUUACGGUACGGUGAGACAGGAAGCAACAUUGUUGACUAAUGUGGCAUAACAAGAAGGAAGAGGAAGAGAUAGACAAUUUUGCAAAGCUUCUUGCUGCAAGAGCUUCUACUAGAAUGCAGAAACAGUUGUAAUGGUUGUUAAAACGGUAGCUCACACCGUAUCUUUGGUAAGGCAUGGGAAGUGCAGAAGAAGUAUAAAUUGCCAUAUUACUAGCGUUUGCUAUCCAUCACGCAAAAGGGUAGGCGUGUUAAUUCUCUAGAUAAAAGACAAAAAAACAUUGAGUAAAGGUGUAGGGGGUUUGAUUUGGUUUAAAAAUCCUGGACUAGCAAACUAAGAAGUGUGUAUGAAGGGUAUAGUUCAAGCAGCAAAGAGGACACUUCAUAGCGAACGUACCGAUUUUAUCCACGCGAUGCCAUUAUAAUGUAACAAUUAUAUAUGCUUCCCCAUUUCCACACUUCUGUAACAUCGCAAUGACACCAAACUGAUACAGGUUAUUUGAAUAUGAUUUAAAUAGCUUUAGCGAAUAGUAAUGCAGCAAGCAAGUUAAUCAAAAAGUUCCUUUUUUGUCGUUUGAAAUUCGUCCAAAUCGUUGUCGAAUGGUUCAACAAUAAACAGGUCUUUCACAUCCACA
Molecule: messenger RNA, 1746 nt
Organism: Anopheles coluzzii
Lineage: Eukaryota; Metazoa; Arthropoda; Insecta; Diptera; Culicidae
Gene: Mpv17
Product: protein Mpv17
Exons: 2
Coding region: 349-972 (207 amino acids)
Cellular component (GO): membrane; cytoplasm
Source: RefSeq, a predicted model, not a curated record